Messenger RNA from Dimorphilus gyrociliatus, 1459 nucleotides. The record is from the annotation of a GenBank genome assembly. NCBI's taxonomy places the organism in Eukaryota, Metazoa, Annelida, Polychaeta, Dinophilidae.
ACAGUGUCCAUGGCCUAUAUCUUUAAAGGCAUUAUCUUUGCUACUCCAGAACGGAUUAUUCGCGCUUCCUUGAAAUACUUUGUAAUUAACUUAUUUUCCAUUUCCGCCUAUUAUUAAAGGUUUUCUCGAAAGACUGUUUAAUUGUGAAAAAGGAAGUAAACCACUAUGGAAGAAUACAAAAUUUUCUAUAUUGAGAAAUUGUAUAACCUAGUUAGAAAAAAACCUACAACUAGCACAUAUAAGAAUAUUAUACUAUAGUGUUUGCAAUUAAAAUUAUGUUCAAAUAGUACUUGCGUUGGAUUUUCAUUGAUAGAAUGCAUGUUAGGCUAUCAGUUUUAAAUGAGAGUUUUAGAUAUGUAAUCAUGGAGAAAUUUCUUUUAAUAAUUGACUUUUGCUAGAUACACAUUGCAAAUAAGAAAAAAGAAACAUGGCCAGAUUAUUUGUGAACACGUUGAGGGCACAAGUACAAUCGAUUUCCAAGUACGCACGAAAUGCAUCAUCUCUGAUUGGAAGGGAUUUCUUGACCCUUAAAGAUUAUGAAAAGGACGAAAUAGAAACUUUACUAUGGACUGCAAAAGAUCUUAAAUGUCGCUUAGGGAAUGGAGAAAUUUACGAACCUUUGAAGGGAAAGGUAGCUUCUCUUAUCUUCCAGAAACGUAGUACUAGAACUAGGCUAUCGUCGGAAACAGCUUUUUCCCUUCUCGGUGGAAAAGCAUGCUUUCUAAGUCCUGAUGAUAUUCAUUUAGGGGUCAAUGAGACAAUUCGCGAUAGCGCCGUAGUACUUUCACGCUUUUCCGAUGUUAUAUUAGCAAGGGUUUACGGUCAGAAAGUGUUGGAUGACUUGGCCAAUUUUGCUGACAGACCAAUAGUAAGCGGAUUAAGCGACACAUAUCAUCCUUUGCAGGCCUUGGCCGAUAUAUUAACAUUACAAGAGCACUUUGGUUAUGUCAAAGGGUUGAAAUGUGCGUGGGUAGGAGAUGGUAAUAAUAUUAUUCAUUCCCUAAUUUUGGGAGGUUUACCUCUUGGAAUGGAAUUUAGAGUGGCGACUCCGUCAGGAUACGAAUGCUUUGAUCACGUUAUCAAAGAUGCAAAAAACUUGGCUGAGAAACACCAAGCUACAUUAACUUUUACGAACAAUCCGUUCGAAGCAGUCAGCGGAGCGGAUGUAGUAGUAACCGAUACGUGGAUAAGUAUGGGGCAAGAGGAUGAGAAAGAAGCAAGGCUCAAGGCAUUCGCCGAUUAUAGAGUCACGAAGAAAUUGAUGUCUAAUGCUUCUAAGGAAGCAGUUUUCUUACAUUGCCUCCCGAGGAAACAAGAGGAAGUAGACGAUGAAGUAUUUUACGAUCCAGCGCGUUCACUCGUAUGGGAGGAAGCGGAAAAUCGAAAGUGGACUGUAAUGUCUGUUUUUCUUCAUUUAUUGGCCAACCAUCGUCCUCUAAUCAACAAACCGAAAUUCUAA